CUUUCUUUUCGACUCUAUAAUGCUCUCGUCGUACCCGAGUUGCGACGCCAAAUCAAUCUCUCUGGUCACCUUAUAAUAGAAAAACGAUCAAAACUCUGGCGGAAACCUUCGCCGUACGGUCUUUACUCUAUCGGCCUGGUUGUUUGCUCCGUUUGUUAGUCAGUGUUCGUUCGCCAUAGUUGCUCAAGUAUCGGAAACAUUUAUUUGGCUGCUCUAUUCUUCACUUGUGCUUUCGCGACCUUUGUUUGUGUCUUAUAAACUUUGCUCCAAUAGUAGAUCAGCAAGUCUCUUGGACAAAUUGAGGUGUUUUUUGUUUGGAUAUUGCAAAAACUGACUACUGUUCCAUUUCACAUUCUUCAUUUUGCUUCUUUCGCCUCCAACCUAUAGACUUUUUUUCAAUCCGCAAACAUGUCUGCUAUGUCUUUUGACCCUCUUCCUUCUUCGACGUCUUCCAACUCUCUCCGUCGUUUUUCGCUCCCGACGACCCUUUUUACCCCCAUUCCGGCCACUCUUUUCGAGCCUUCCCGGCAGCCUCGUUCCUCGGGAAUGCCUCAGUCUGUGCAACUCUUCCAAGAAAAACAUGCCACCGAGUUCGCCCAUUUGUAUGAAUAUGAUGAUGAGGCUGAGCGAGAGCGCCGCUUGCAACAAGAGCAACAGGUCCUGGAAGAGGCGAGACGUGUGGGAAGAUUGAUGAGGGAGAGCUUGAAAGCCAAAACCAAGGAACAGCUCGAAGUCAGAGUUGACACCCCCUUCCAACAAUCCAAUAAGAAAGGCAGACGUCCGUUGAGUUUAUUAUCGGAUAGACAGCUCGAAUUCCGGUCACCAGAAUUGGUCCGGGUCAGCGAAUGCGUCACUCCUCGUCCCGUCGAACGCACAAGGCUCAUACCUCCAUUGAAAGAUGAUAUGGAGCAUUUGACACCCGAUUUGUCAACACCCAUACUAUCCGAUACGUACUCUCCCGAUCCUACCAUCGUUACUCCUGAUCAGCGAGGCUUGGGUCUUGAAUUCCAACAAUCGUCCACCCGUGAAUCCAUCCAUGAAGAGCCGUCCUCCUCUUUAGCAAACACCUCUUUUCGGCACUCCACCUAUUCUUGGGCGAGUUCUUUUUCCGGAGAAACGGAAGAGCUGCGAGUGGCUGCGCAUUAUGUGCCCCCACAGACCCCGCAGGAGGAAGAACAGGACAAGGAUCACGGGGAGGAAGUUAUUGACACCCCUGAAAAGACCAAGCGGCGGAGGAAGCGGAUAAUAGCCAUCGCACACACUGUGCGACAGCUUGAAGGUAUCGGCUCUAGAGAGGUUGAGGAUCCUACGCUCUAUCAGAAGUUGGCCAAGGCAUGGAAUGAAAGACCUGGAUUUAUGCCGCAAGAACCGGUGUGGGCACCCGACGAGCAGUCAGCGGAAGAGCGAGCCCCAAAAGUUUCCACAAACUCUGGCGCUUGGCUCGCGCCUUCGCUCGCUAACGACCUCACUCAAAUCCAAUCCCACUCAUCCUCGAAUCCUUCUACUCUUAACGACUCGCAAAUAUCUAGUCCAUUCCGGUAUUCUUUUGCCUCGAGUGCCCAUGAUCUCGUGGAUGAUGGCGGAAUCGAGCGAGGUGCGCAGAUCUUGAGUGAAAAGGCUUGGUUAAAGACACCGUUGUACGGCCAUGACGCAUUUUUUGGCGCGCACUCUCCUUCAAACCCUUACCCCAAUUCAUCUUUUCAACCCAAGCCCAGAGCUAGGAACAGCGGAAACUCGUUCGAGGGCGCAGGAAGCAUACGGAGCCACGAUGAGAAGAGUGAAGAAGAGGUCAAGAUUGAAAGGGCAGAGCCUAAAAGGACGCUGAAAAGAAUCCAAACCGACAUCUCCAAAUUACGAGCCGAAGGCACAUUUGUUCCCCUCAAGCCUGAAGCAGAGGCCGGUCCGUCGGUGCCGCCUAUCUUUGGCCUCGGCUUCAUCGGUAAUUACAUGGUGUCUGUGGAUAACGGGCGUCGUCCUUUGGAGAUCAAGCCAGAGGAAUCGGGUUUUCAGCAAGGGGAAGAUGGGGUGGAGAUCAGGGAGGCGAAAAAAGGGUGCAAACAACAAGGCUCGAUUCAUUCACUCAGCGGGAUUAUUCCUCAGAGCACACGUCCGGUCGAAGACGACUCUAUGGAAACAAUCGACCUGACUCUCGCUGCAUCGCGCCCAGCGAGCUUUUACACCACCUCCGACGGUCGACGACAACAGCGCCAGCAGCUCACGCCCGGGAAAACAGACUAUCCGUUCUCGAACCACUCCCAACAGCCGGAUUGCUGGACCCCCUCGACUAUCUCCUUACCUCAACACAUCGAAUACACUCUGGGUCCUCCGAUCGAUCUGGGAGCCCCAGUUUCUAUUCCGGAUCGACUGACAAUGGGGAUAUGGCAAAAAGAGGAGGCGGAAGGGCCGGAGACGGAGGAGGGCGAGUGGCUCGAGGAUUUGGAUUCUUAUCGUUCCUCGGCGAUUUGCUCAUCCCCAUCCAUCUCCCAUCCGAGUCCCCGCCAAUCUCGCCUCCAAGUACGCCCAAAGUCUAUCCCGCCGACUACCCCGGUGAAGGAGCAAAAACACCCCAUCUUCCCCGACAUGCUGAAUACACCUGCGAGAAGAAAGGAGAGGAGAAAUGGAGAAGAGAGCGAGGACGAGCAUCGUUCGUCAGCGAAGAGGAGACGCCAAAGCUACGACCGCUUUUAUUACCGCGGUAUGUCAGCGGAGGGUGGGGAGGAUAUCGCGGCUGUGGGGGAGGAUACGGGAAGCGUUGCAGCGGGAAUAACGGACAGGAGCGAAGCCAUGAGAGCUGAAGUGGAGAAGGGACAUACACAAUCAGAAGCCGUCGCGCCAGUGACCCAGCCACACCCGACCACUAACUCAGACCUCGAGAAGGGCACCCUGUCACCUUCAUCUCUACCUCGUUCGCGCACUCCUCUUGUGUUCUUUAUCCUUGGCUUCUUUCUCCCCCUUCUCUGGCUUGUUGGUGGCUGGCUUCUACCCCAUUCUUCCACGCAAACUCCUGAAACGGAAACCAUCCCUCAAACCAUUACACAUUACUUGCCCCAAUGGCUUUAUCACUCAAAUUACACUGUUCUUGCUUGCCGCAUAGCAUCUCUAGCAUCCUUGUCAUUCCUUUUGAUAGCAGGUAUAACUCUAGCAAUCGUACUACCGCUUACUCUUUAGCCCCUACACGUGUCUGUUUUUGGUUUUCUUAUUGAAGUAGCAUUUUUUUUCCCCUUUCUUGGACAAUUCAUAAAAGUGCUUUUGGCAUUAGCAGAAUUGGAAUAUUUAUUACAAGGUCGUAUUUUCGAACAUAAAAGCGUCCUUUUUGAUAGUAGAUUCUACGUGCACCCGUGCGAUGUAUGCAGAGUCGACACUGUUUCUCGACAUGCU
Molecule: messenger RNA, 3378 nt
Organism: Cryptococcus deneoformans JEC21
Lineage: Eukaryota; Fungi; Basidiomycota; Tremellomycetes; Tremellales; Cryptococcaceae
Product: expressed protein
Exons: 4
Coding region: 409-3168 (919 amino acids)
Source: RefSeq, a predicted model, not a curated record